AUGGCCACCGAGGACCCGCGCAAAUCGAAGGAACGCCGGCGGAAAGGUUCGACAGACAGCGAUGUCAGAUCGAUAGCUGAGAGCGAAGUAUCAAAUGCCAACACCAUCGAAGAAACUCCCACGAAACCGGCACCAUGGCGCUCGUUACUCGCCUUCUCGACCAAGCGCAACCUCCCGAUCUUCAUCUCGGGCAUCAUCGUCUCGGUUCUAGCAGGUGCUGCCGGACCAGCGCAAACUCUCAUCGUCGGCGAGCUGUUUGACGGCUUCACUUUGCUCGCCAGCGGACAAGCUACUACCGACGAGUUCAUGAAGCGCGAGUCGAAAUACAUUGUCUAUGUGACAGCAAUCGCAGCCGCGAGCUGGUUGUUGCAUUCCCUCGAAUUUAUGCUCUGGCUUGCUUUUGGAGAACUACAAGCGGCAUGUGCUCGCGACCGUUUGUUCCAUGGUCUGAUGGCUAAAGAGACGGAGUGGUAUGAUAUGCGGAAGAAUGGAAUUGGUGCCCAGUUGCCUCGGAUGCAGGCGCAGAUUCGCGAGUUGCAGCUUGCCUCUGCUCAGCCGUUAGGAUCACUUUUUGCGCUGGCGUCGACGGGUAUCUUGUCUUUGGUGCAGGCUUUUGUCAAGUCGCCGAAGCUCACAAUGGUUACACUCGCUUCGACGCCUGUCAUUCUUGGACUUGCGGUCCUGGCUGGCAAGCCGAUGCAGGUCAACCUUAUCAAGAUGCAGGACAAGCUCACUGAAGCUCAGAAGUAUACGACCAGUGCUUUCACUGCUAUCGAGACAGUCAAGUGUUUCAAUGGACAAGAGAUCGAAGCGGCGAAGUACAAAGGCAUUAUUGAUCAGGCAGCCAUCUUCUACGCCUGGGUUGCGCAUGGCAGUGCGCUGCAGAUGGCACUGGUUGUCAUGCUUUCUGUUUCCAUGUUUGUCCAAGGAUUCUACUACGGAGGUGUGCUGAUUGCCAAAGGCGAGAUCACGUCUGGCGAUGUGGUCACCACUUUCUUCUCAGCUGUGGGCGCCUUCCAAGCCAUUCAGGGUAUCUUGCCUCAAAUGAUCGUUCUGGAGAAAGGCCGGGCAGCGGGUUCCACAUUGCGCGCCAUCAUUGCACAAAUCGAAACGAAGUCAAAAUCGGACGCUGCACUAGAGACUGUGAAGCCCACGGCAUGUGUUGGCAAUAUCGAGGUUAAGAAUCUCACAUUUGCAUAUCCUUCUCGACCAGAUGUGCCAGCCGUACAAGACAUUACAUUGUACAUACAAGGCGGCGACGUUUCGUUCUUGAUUGGCAGAAGUGGAUCAGGCAAGAGUACAAUCAGCCAGCUGCUCAUGCGCUUUUACAAUGCGCCACCGGGCACCAUCAUCGUCGAUGGCGUUCCACUGGAGAGGCUCGACACCCAAUGGCUUCGCUCGAAUGUGACACUUGUUGAGCAGACAAGUAUGCUUUUCAACGAUACUGUGUUCCGCAACAUUGCAUUUGGACGAAAAGAUCACGAAGAUGUGACGAAGGCAGAAGUAAUGGAGGCAGUACAGUUCGCACUCCUGCAGUUGAUGAUAUCGGACAUGCCAGAUGGGCUCGAAACCACGGUAGGAACGAAGGGAGGCGCCAUGUCUGGAGGCCAGCGUCAACGUAUGGCAUUGGCCAGAGCAAGACUCAGAGACACUCCUAUUCUCAUCCUGGACGAGUCAACCAGUGCUCUUGAUCACAUCACCAGGACUCUUGUCAUGGAAGCACUUCGGAACUGGCGCAAAGGCAAGACCACGAUUAUCAUUACGCAUGACAUAACACAGAUCUUGUCGGACGAUUAUGUUUACAUGCUAGAAGCUGGCAAAGUCGUGCAAGAGGGCUAUCGCAGACAACUGGAGACUACAGAGGGCACUCCUUUCCAAGCGUUCCUCGCGGAAGACGAAGUCAAUGCUGUCCACUCACCACUAGACAUCAAGGAUCUCGACUUCAAUGAGCGCGACUCCUGGACUUCAGACAUCUCAUCGGAAUACUCACCUCGACCAUUGCCUCAAAACACGGCCACUUACUUUGAUCCACUUGAUGCCGAGCUUACAGCCACUGAGAAGAAGCGACAGUCCAAGCUGCCAAACGUGUUCCAGGAAGGUAGUCCCAUGCCGAUCAUGAGGGCCCCCAACCAGCAUGGUGUUAACUCGCCAUUCGCCUCACCGUUUAUGCGCGUGACCUCAAACUUCUCGCCUGUGGACAUGGUAAACAUCACCUGGAAUCGCGCCUCACCAAUGGAACCCGCGAAAGAUCCCGCCCAAAGCGAAGAUUCUGGAGACAAGAGAGCAUCACUGGCGUGGGAGAAGUUUCUCGAUCAGACUGGAAAGCUCGCAGUAGACUUGAGACGAGCACGACCUGGUGUGACGAGAAAACGUCGCCCACUUGAAGACAUCGAGGAAAUUCCAUUUACAGGCCCUGAUGAAGCCCUUGCUGCUCUGCAGGGGCAAAGUGCUGCGCAACAAGAAGCUGCAAACAAUACUUACAAGGUCAUUUUUGGUACAGUAUGGCCUGGCAUCGAUGCGAAGGGAAGACUUUGGUUGAUCAUCGGCUUCUGGGGCGCAACGGUACAUGCUGUCGGGACACCAGUAUUCUCCUGGAUCUUGUCCAAAUUGCUUGCUACAUACGCAGUACCUGGUGGACAGAAGUCGAAACAGCUGGCGUACUCGAUGGCAAUUCUCGGCGUUGCUGUCAUCGAUGCUGUUCACACAUAUGCUUACCGGUUCCUGCUGGAAGUGGUUGGCGAAUGGUGGGUAGAUGGCAUCCGCAACAAAGCCUAUGAACGCAUUCUCGAUCAAGAUAGAGAAUUCUUUGCAAAGAAAGAGAACAGCAUUCCGAUUUUGGCGGAGAGUCUGGACCGCAACGCAGAGGAAAUGCGGAAUCUGGUCGCUCGUUUCGCUGCUCUUGCAUACGUCGCUCUGAUCAUGACGACCGUUUCGAUCACCUGGGCUCUGAUCUCACAGUGGAAGGUCACGCUCAUUGCGCUGACACUCGCGCCAUAUAUCUUUGGCGUCACGAAAAUGUUCGCAAGAGUAGCAGAGACUUGGGAAAGUCGGAGUAACGAUGCCUCAGACAAAGCUUCAGCGAUCUUUACAGAAACGUUCACCAGUAUCAAGACGGUACGCGCUCUGACUCUGGAGGACCACUUUCUCGAGAAGUACACCGAUGCCACUAAUCAGGCUCUCGUCGUUGGUUUCAAGCGGUCUUUCUACGCCGGCUUCUUCUUUGGACUUUCCGACUCAGCAGGAAACUUCGCAACAGCCCUCAUCUUCUACGUAGGCGCCAAAAUCGCAACCGAAGGCGCCGACAUCAACGACAUCAUUACCGUCUUCGCCAUGUUGAUCUUCUGCAUCGUCAACGUCAGUGCCAUCCUCGAAUAUAUUCCCCAAAUGGCCUCCUCCAAAGACACAGCCGCACGACUCCUUCGCUUCGCGAAAUUGCCCAAAGACUCCCACGAACAUCUCGGCAACACUCGCAUUACCACAGUCGGCGACAUCGUCCUCGACAAUCUCAAAUUCAGCUACCCUUCCCGGCCCGAUCAAACGAUCCUUAAAAACAUCAACCUUCGCCUCCAACCGGGCACAACAACCGCCAUCGUUGGCGGCUCCGGCUCCGGAAAAUCCACAAUCGCAAACCUCCUGCUCGACCUCUACAGCACUUCCUCCCUCCCAGGAAGCAAGCCCACAGACCUCACCUUUGGCUCCCGCUCAAUUCAACACAUCUCCACCCCUUCCCUCCGCAACAUGAUCGUCCCCGUAUCCCAAACCCCAACCCUCUUCGCCGCAACCGUAGCCCAAAACAUCGCCUACGGUCUCCCCGAAGGGCAUCCCCAGAACAACGAACAAUCCAUAACCUCCGCAGCAACCAAAGCCGGAAUCCACGAAUUUAUCCUCUCCCUUCCGCAAGCCUACUCUACCCCCAUCGGUGAAGGCGGACUAGGCCUCUCAGGAGGCCAAGCACAACGUAUCGCGAUAGCUCGAGCUCUAAUCCGCAACCCAUCAGUCCUUAUCUUAGACGAAGCGACCUCAGCUCUGGACAUCGAAACCGCAAAUCUCAUUCGUCAGACAAUUCAUACUCUGAUCGAAACUUCAAGAUCAGAUCCUAGUCGUUCACAGCCUAUGACGGUGAUUAUUAUCACGCAUCAUAAGUCUAUGAUGGAAAUUGCGGAGAAAGUCGUCGUGUUGGAUGAGGGGAGGAUAGUAGAGACUGGGACUUUUGCGGAAUUGAGUCGACGGGAAGGAGGCGCGUUGAAGAAUUUAUUGAGUGGAGGGGAGUGGAUGGGAGAAGUUAAUAGUAGCAAACGUGUGAGUAAACGCGUGAGUAGGGCGGCGAAGAGGAAGUCGGGAUUGCCGGUUUUGAAGGAUGUAGAUUGGGGGAUGGAAAGCAAGGGGAAAGAGAGGGCGAAGAGAUAA
Molecule: messenger RNA, 4407 nt
Organism: Cercospora beticola
Lineage: Eukaryota; Fungi; Ascomycota; Dothideomycetes; Mycosphaerellales; Mycosphaerellaceae
Product: ABC transporter ATP-binding protein
Biological process (GO): transmembrane transport
Cellular component (GO): membrane
Molecular function (GO): ATP binding; ABC-type transporter activity; ATP hydrolysis activity
Source: RefSeq, a predicted model, not a curated record